Molecule: messenger RNA, 1404 nt
Organism: Danio rerio (zebrafish)
Lineage: Eukaryota; Metazoa; Chordata; Actinopteri; Cypriniformes; Danionidae
Gene: pex7
Product: peroxisomal biogenesis factor 7
Biological process (GO): protein import into peroxisome matrix
Cellular component (GO): cytosol; peroxisomal matrix; cytoplasm
Molecular function (GO): peroxisome signal sequence receptor activity
Source: RefSeq, marked provisional
AAAACACGGAAGUAAACACUUGUCAUACACAUGUUUUGCGCUAAUAUGGAAGUUAAGCAGGGCAAUUGUUUCAUUUGUACAGUACAAUUAUAGGUUUAAUCGUUUUAAACGUUUUCCUAGGUGACAGUACGUAUAUUGGUGGUUUUCCACAAACAAAAAACGUUAUUUAUUGUAAAUGGGUUGUUCGUGGACUUUAGACUAUUUCUGCACUCGUUGAGUUAUUAGAGAAACGGUAUGAAGUCGUUUAAGUCUCCGGGACGUCAUGGAUAUGCGGUGGAGAUUUCACCUUUUUUGCCUUCUACGAUGGCAUGUGCUUCCUCUCAGUAUUAUGGAAUAGCAGGAUGUGGGACACUUUUUGUGCUGGAGCAACGGGAGACAGAUGUUUCACUUGUGAAGAGUUUUGACUGGAACGAUGGUCUUUUCGAUGUGACAUGGAGUGAGAACAAUGAGCAUGUGCUAGUGACCGGAGGAGGUGACGGAUCUCUGCAGAUCUGGGAUACAGCCAAUCCACAAGGUCUUCUGCAGGUGCUGAAAGGCCACACACAAGAGGUGUAUUCAGUAGACUGGAGUCAAACACGUGCUGAAAACCUGCUAGUAUCAGGAUCUUGGGACCACACAGCCAAAGUGUGGGAUCCAGUGCAGUGUCAGUUAGUGAACUCCCUUCAGGGUCAUGAGGGUGUCAUCUACAGCACCAUCUGGUCUCCUCAUAUCCCAGCAUGCUUUGCUUCGGCCUCAGGAGACGGCACUCUGCGAGUAUGGGAUGUUAAGGCAGGGUCAUGCAGAUUGGUCAUCCCUGCACACAAAUCUGAAAUCCUUAGCUGUGAUUGGUGCAAAUAUGACCAGAAUGUUCUAGUCACCGGAGCUGUUGACUGCAGUCUCCGAGUUUGGGACCUGAGGAACAUCCGGCAUCCCGUCGCUCAAAUGUCAGGCCAUUCCUACGCCAUCCGCAGAGUAAAGUUCUGCCCGUUUUACAAGACCGUCCUAGCGUCCUGCUCAUAUGAUUUCACAGUCAGAUUCUGGGAUUAUUCCAAGAGCCAGGCGCUGCUGGAGACGCUGGAGCACCACUCGGAGUUCGUGUGUGGCCUGGAUUUCAACCUGCACAUCCCUAACCAGGUUGUGGACUGCUCCUGGGACGAGACUGUGAAAGUGUUCAGUCCUUCAUCUCUGGCUGCGGUGUAGAAACCCGUUCACCAUGUACUGAGGUUUCUGCAGGACAUAAGGGAAUCACGGCUCCAUUUCAAUCACAGGUGCAGAGUUUGCCAAGAUUUCACUGCAGUUUUCCUAAUGACGCUGUUACAGCAGAACCCGAGGGAGCGCUAGAAUCUCACACCUCGCCUUUAGGAGUGUGAUGUUAUUAUAGUGCUUGAUGAGUGUAAAAUCAAGCUAAAGUGAGUUUACCUUAAA